AUGGCUUCCGAAAAUCGAGUUAGCAAUGCGAAUUUAAAUGAGUUGAUUGUUGGAAGCGAGAACGCAAAGCUAAGUGGAAAAGGGGCAGGCCAGAAGAUCCAAACUAGGAGUCAGCAGAAUCGCAACUCAGCUUCCACGGCCACUACACAAAUGUCUAUAAGAGAUGUGUUGUCAAGCAGUGGAAUUUGUGAUUCAUUAAUAUACAAACACGUGGAUGGUAGAGGACAGCAUUCAAUAUCUGGAAUUACAGCUCUUAAAUCAUCACACCGCGGUCCAUCCUUGAAGGAUAGUAGUAGCAAAUUUUGUGGAACCCAAUCCAAGAUCUGUGGGACCAAAAUCAAACCCUAUAUUACAAACUUUGAGGCAAAGUAUAUGCUUUCAUUCACUAUCAUAAGGUUAUUAAAAAAUUCAAAAGAACAGGAAAAAGGCGAUGGAGGCUCCAACCCAUUUGAGUCUUGGCCGGUUAGUGGCCUUUGUAAGGGAGAGGUCAUGCCCAGGUCAUCACUCAUAUACAAUCAAUUGCUAGGAGAAAUGAAAGGGAACCAACCGAAUACAAGGUUCAGGCAAUCAAUAAUUAGGAGGGUGAAAACAUGUUAUGCAUUUGAUGAAUUUCCCAACCAAGAAAAUGAAGAGAAUUUGAGAGGGAUUGAGUUUUUGCGAUUGAUGGAACAUCAUGGGAUUCACGUGAAUUGUGAUUCGGAUAAUGCGGUUAAGGUUUUUGAUGAUGGGAUAAAAACACCAAUGAUGAUGAAGGUUUCCUCUGUGUUUGGCAAUAUGGAUACAAUGACCCAUGCACACGAAGCAGCAGACAAUGCCCGAAAUACGUAUGAGAUUGGCCCGGCUCUCACUAAUGUUAUUAGCGUGCUCUUAAGGAAAACUGAUUAG
This is a messenger RNA of Dovyalis caffra, 885 nucleotides long. The record is from the annotation of a GenBank genome assembly. NCBI's taxonomy places the organism in Eukaryota, Viridiplantae, Streptophyta, Magnoliopsida, Malpighiales, Salicaceae.